UUUAUACAUAUUUCAACUUUAAAGCUCCCAUGUGUGUUUAUGUUGUAUUUAUGCACUGGAAUGCUUAUUUUUGGUUAUUGUUAUUUUAUUGAGGAUGUAGUCUGCAGUGGUGCAGGUUUUUAAAAAAAAUGGUUUUGGUUGCCUUAUUUAGUUUUGAGUCGGUCAAAGUACUAGAAACAGACCUCAGUAUGCUACAGCACACUUGUACACCACUGCAAACUAAGUCUGAGAAUGACUGUUUGUACGCAAAUGACAACAACAAAAUGUUUUUCCAUUAUUUCUGGUACAUGCUGUACCUAUUGUUGUGGCCCAUGACUCUAUAUUGGUGUGUUUUACAUGUUUUUGGCAGGUCCAACAUAUCAACCCAUCAUGGAUUGAAGUGAGGUAAUUUUAAAAGCGUCACGAUCACAUUUUUACCACUAGGUUAAGUCAUAUCUUGAAAUAUGUGGCAUAAUAUAUUUUUUUUUAAGCACACAGGAGGAUCUGAUGAGCUCACGAGGUGUUUGUUUCCUAUAUUCUUGACAGCACUUGUUUGACUUUGCACGUACUUUACAUGCAGUGCUUUUAAGGACACGUUCCACAGCAACAACUUAGGAAGAAUUAUGAAAAAUAAUGUAGUGCGCAUGCCAGACCAAUAGAGGGCAACAUAAUUUUGUAGCGAAACAAUGCAUGACUAUUCUCUCGCACCCUAUCAAAAACGUACAUUUCAACACGUCGAUGUUUUUAGAACGUAACGUAAGUAGUGCAAUCCAGUUGGACACGUUAGCACGUUGUAAACUUACACUUCCCACUUAGUCCAUUUUUUCUAAAGACUGUUUUCAUUGUUUAAAAAUCCACCCAUUUACAAAAAGACUGCAGCUUCUUUCAAAGUUGGCUCAUUUUGAUGCCUCUAUUCAUAAUUGAAGUAACAGAUAAUGUGUACAUUUACACGUACGUAUGCUUAAUAUCCUCUUUUAAGUAUGUUUAAAAUAAUAUGUGCACUACAGUGCAGUAGUCGUGGUACGGUAUUAGCAAAUUUGCCUAUUUGCAGAUUUUGGGGGAACCUAACCCUAUUUACUUUUUUGUGCUCAGACCCUAGCAAUAAAAGUAUUGGAGCAAUCUGGUGGCAGCUUGUUGCCAAGGAAACAAAUUGAAGUGAGUUGCUGAAAUUCAUUUGGACAAAAGUAGUUCUUUGCCACCAACUUGUGGCAUCUAUAGGCAAAUACAAAACCCUUAAAUGGGGAGGAGACAAUUACUCGCGGGUUUCCACAAAAAUUAAUGUUCCUAUCCACAAUGGCAUUUUCCAUUAUGUGUUAGCAUUAAGGUAGCGUAGGCAUUCUUAAGGCGAAGUUUGGUUUUAAAUACACGACAUGUAAUUAGUAUGUAAUUGAUUUUGUUUUAUGUUUAGUUUGACAAAAGACUUGGAACUGGGUGUGGCGUUCAAACGCUUGGAGCCUUUUUUUUUUUUUUUUAAGAAUUGUUCAUCUGCCUAACUGCUCCUUAUUGUGAAGUGAGUUGGCUUGAGUUCACGCUGCCACCAGACAUUACUCUUAACUCAAGGGGGGGGGGGGGGAAUCUGCCGAAUGAAGGGUCGUAUCUGGGAAAAUUCAUAAGUCGUGCCCCACUAAUUGCCUUCAGUUUCAGUCACAUUUUCUACAAUUUUUAUCCUUUUGUCGUGGAAUAUCAUAACAAAUGGAAACAAAAGGCUAAAGAAGGAGCUAAUCUGGAUUUAAGACGGAAUAAGUUACAUGUAAUGCUACAUGCAAUUUUACAGUCAAAUGAAUGUUACAUGUGCUAAUUGAUGUGUAUUUAAAAUUAGGAAGCAAGUGGAGUUCACUAGAAGGUGAGUGUGUCGUGUAUGAGUUUCUAUUUUUGGUGCUGCGUGGGUGCGUGAGUGGACGCGUUUCUUUUUUUUUGUUUGUGUGUGGACGUGUUUCGUUGCGCGGUUGUAAGAUCCUUGGCCAAUCGGGCGUCUCGCACGCACGAGUGGGCGUGGCUCGCGUCGACUGGCACAGCUUUUUUACGCGCGCCGUACGUGCUACCAAAAAAGGCUCACCGCAUCACGGUACAACACGAGACACCACUGUAUUUUUCAACAACGCACGCAAGUGACAUUUUGCAGAUUUUAAUUUUAUUUUAUUUGGUUUUUUUAGGGGGGAAGGUGGGCGUGCCGCGCAAUGCGUGACUCGACGUGUCGUCCACGCUUGGCGUGAAAUUCCCGCGUGGAUCACACUUUACUCACCUCAACGUGGACUUUGAAGGGUUGUGUUUUUUCAUUUAUUUUUCUUUCGGUGAUUCUUCUUCCAAUCAAGUCGGCCGUUAUGACAGAGAUCAAUGAGAUGGCGAGCGACUCUCAGCUUCAACUCACCAGCCAGCCCCUGCCUUCCAAGCUGCAGAGGCUGAAGCGCUCGCUGUCGUUCAUGCGCAGUAAGAGCGUGGAGAACUUCUUCCAGCGAUCCGACAGCGACGCCCGCCUACCCCCGGAGUUCAUCACUGAGCCCGCGCCGCCGUCGCCGCCGCCCCUGGAGCUGGUGCCGGCGGGCUCACCUGUCGCGGGCUCGCAGCUCUCGCCAUCGCUGUCGCCGUCCGUCAGCCCCAACCCUUCCGUCGCCUCCCACUCGCCCUCGCUCAGACUGUCCCCGUCGCUGCCCCCCAAGCCCCCCCAUAUCACACACUGCUUCCACAACCACGUCUUUCGCAAGCCCACCAACUGCCAGCUCUGCAAGCACAUGAUCCUAGGAAACUCCAAACAGGCUCUGCGGUGUAAAACGUGCAAACUGGCGGCUCACCUGUGGUGCACCUCGGAACUCUCGCAGCAGCCGUGUCACGGGAAGUCGGGCGCCUUCAAGCGAAACUUCAGCUCCCCCAUGCUCGUCAGCGAACAACUGGCCGUCGUCAAGGAAGUACAGACUAAUCAAGAGGCGGUGCGGGCACGUACGGACCCGGUGUACGCCGCCUUGCGCUACGGGACGUCGCUGGCGCAGAUGAGCCGCUCCAGUUUCGGCAGCAUGUCGGAGUCGCCGACGCACAGCCCGGGUGAGGCGUGUGAGGAGAGGCAGGGGAGACAGUGCAGCAUGGAGGAAGAUGUCCCUCAGGAGACAGGAGAUUCUGUUGCCGCUGACAAUGAGGUGGAGAACGACGAGGAUGACGAGAGUGGCGGCCAAGCUGAGACGCCCGCUGAGGUGUGUGUGCGUUUGUUCGUUCGUGCGUGCAUGUGCGUCCGUGUCUCACGCUGUGGUUCCUGUGUCCAGGUGCCCCCCAAACGCAUCGAGGUCCACCCUAUCCACACUUAUGUGGCGCUCUACAGCUUUCUGCCUCAGGAACACAACGAUCUGGAACUACACCCCGGUGAUCGGGUACAAGUCACAGAUGACUCCAACGAGGAGUGGUGGAAGGGCAAGAGCGGCGACAGGGUGGGCUUUUUCCCGGCCAACUUCGUGCAGCGGGUGCGUCCCGGCGAGAGAGUGUGGCGCGUCAUCCGGGGAACGACCGCCGGCAGCCGGGAGAGAGGACACAUGGUGGUCAAGGAGGCGCAGAUCUGCGUGGGCAAGCGUGAGGACGGCGACACCUUGGUGAAGCUGAGCAGCGGCAAGAAGCGAGGCCUGGUUCCCGCACAUUCCAUCGAGGAGAUCUGAGCCUCGCCGACAUUGUCGUGACCUUCUCCUGUCUUCUUCUUCUUCAUUCUGCACUAAACAGAUGAAGCGGACUGUGAAAAACUAUUAGCCGAGUCUCCUCACUGUCAGUCUUUACGGAUAACAAAAUUGACUUUUGUUUGUUUACAUUUGGAAGACACGCUUCCUUCUUCCACUUUCCUACAUGUGAAAAAUUGAACAGGAAGUCGGACAUUUCGCUUUGAAGCAGCAAUUCUGGGUCCAAAUGAGCCUCAAUCGGAGGCAAAUAUCCUAUAGACCAGUUUACACCGAGUACCACCGAAAAAAAAACUGAGCUCUCCAAGUACCACCAUGAUGAUUAACAUUAUAAUGAAAUAGGUUUCAGUCUUAAAAAGUGCGUUCAAUAUUAUUUCCAGCUACUGUUACAUUGUGCACAGUUUAAACAAACACUGCGCUUCACUGAUAAAUGUACUUAUAUAAUGAUUCAAUUCAAAUGUAUUGCACAUUCAAAUGAAAUAGAAAGAAAUGUUAAAAGCAAACAGUUCCCUCAAGAUUAAAUCCCAAAUGUAUUGAAGUUAAAAGUUAAAUACAACUGAACUGUGGUUAGCAAGUGAUUCUUUGACAUAGUUGGGAGCCCUCGUAUCACUCGUGGCACCGCACUUGAGAAUCAUUGUCCUUGACAUCAAAUUUUGUCAAUCAUGUUGAGGUUCAUGGAAAAGGACACGCGACAGCCUGUUCAUCGCUUCUUGCAGCUCGUAUUAUACAGUAUUAGUUAGGGCCCGAUUAUUCAACCGAUUAAUUUAAAGAUAUACCAUGAAUAAAAUCACUUCUUUUUUUCCUCCCUUAACGCUUACAACAAUACAGCUACGAAUUACAAGCAGAACAUUUGACUGUUUUACAAUUCUUUGCCCGAUCAGCCCGAUAAAAUUGGUGUAAAGUCUACUAUCAAUAUAUAUUAAUAUUAGGACCCGACCCAUUUGCCAAUUUUUUGCUCCGUUAUAAAGUUAAAAAAAUAUA
Messenger RNA from Phyllopteryx taeniolatus (common seadragon), 4607 nucleotides. Its product is annotated as SH3 and cysteine-rich domain-containing protein 2-like. Gene Ontology annotation, biological process: positive regulation of voltage-gated calcium channel activity; skeletal muscle contraction; positive regulation of protein localization to plasma membrane. The transcript is spliced from 10 exons. The record is from RefSeq and is a predicted model, not a curated record. Gene Ontology annotation, cellular component: extrinsic component of cytoplasmic side of plasma membrane. Gene Ontology annotation, molecular function: protein binding. The coding region runs from base 2301 to 3614 and encodes 437 amino acids. NCBI's taxonomy places the organism in Eukaryota, Metazoa, Chordata, Actinopteri, Syngnathiformes, Syngnathidae.